CAAGCUACGACCCAGAGGUGCGGGUUGUGUCGCGUCCUCUGCGGCUCAAACCACGAGAGACACUUGAAGAAGAGUCGCGCGAGCAGUGGAGACUCACUGUGUUUGACUUUAAAGCUGAAGGCUGGACACACACUCCCUGCCGGCUUCAAUGGCGUCCCAUCCCACAACAAUCCCACGCUGCGGUCCCAACGAUGACCUGGGGAACGCCUCCAGCACCGACUGAAGCAUGGCGAGGUUCAGGCGCAAGUCUUGUCUCCCAUUAGUUGUUUUGGUGCUGCUGGUGCUCACAGUGACGGUGGUCUUGAAGGCGCUGUCCCCAGAUGACUCUCCGUUCGUCAGCCCUGUUGGGGUGGAGCUGCUCCCGGACAGAAAGAGCCACAGUCGGGUCCAGGAGGAAAACACCGAGAAACCCGACCGGUCCAAGAUGAGCGACUCGGCUCAGUCAGACAAACUGGAGGCUGCGCUGAGGAAGUUCCCUCCUCCAAACUACUAUCUUCACGCUUUCUACUACUCAUGGUAUGGGAACCCCAAGUUUGAUGGCAAAUACAUCCACUGGGAUCACCCGCUGCUGCUGCACUGGGACUCAAAGGUGGCUCAGGGGUAUCCGCAAGGGAGGCACGUCCCACCGGAUGACAUCGGGGCCAACUUCUACCCCUCGCUAGGGGCUUACAGUUCCAGGGAUCCCUCCGUCAUAGAGUCUCAUAUGCAGCAGCUGCGCACAGCAGCCAUUGGCGUUCUUGCUGUUUCGUGGUACCCUCCUCAUAUGCAUGAUGAUAAUGGAGGUCCAGUGGAUGACAUCGUGCCUUUGCUGUUGGAAGUGGCACACAAAUACUACAUUAAGGUGGCGUUUCACAUCGAGCCGUACAAAGACAGAGAUGAAGUCAACAUGUUAACUAAUGUCAAAUACAUCAUUGACAAGUACGGGGAGCACCCUGCUUUCUUCAAGUACCGAACCAACACCGGCAAGCUUCUUCCCCUCUUCUACGUGUACGACUCGUAUCUGAUGAACACGGAGCAGUGGGCCAAACUGCUCAAACACACGGAGAGUAACAGCAUCAGGGACACGCGGCACGACGCCGUCUUCAUCGCGCUGCUGGUCGAGGAGAAACACAAGAGGGACGUCCUGGCCGCCGGUUUCGAUGGCAUCUACACCUACUUUGCGACGAAUGGGUUUUCCUACGGGUCCACUCAGCGGAACUGGGACUCUCUGAAAGCGUUCUGUGAAGACAACGACCUGAUAUUCAUCGCCAGCGUGGGCCCCGGGUACAUCGACACGAGCAUUCGACCCUGGAACUUCCAAAACACGCGAAACCGCAUCAACGGCAAAUAUUACGAAACCUCGCUGAGCGCCGCGUUGCAAGCCCGGCCGGAUUUCAUCUCGAUAACAUCCUUUAACGAAUGGCACGAGGGCUCUCAGAUCGAAAUGGCUAUUCCCAAAACCGGCCACACGGUGUAUCUGGACUACCUGCCCAAUAGACCUGCAAUCUACCUGGAGAUAACUCGCAAAUGGGCUGCGAUCUUUGGCGGCGAGCGACGAAAAUGGCGGGAUUGAUCCGACGUCGAGCCGCAGCAAAAGUUUAUUCCGCGGUUGUAUGAAAUGAUUCCGUGAAAACUUUGAUGAAGUUCUAGCUGCAGAAUGCAGAACACGAUGCAACGCUGAAUACUCCUCUGGAGUACGGCCAGAGUAUAACUCGAUUAUCUUAAGUCUGGCUGCAAUGAUGUGAUUUUUUUACACUUGGGUAAAUUAUUGUUAAUUUAACUGAUGUCUUAUUAUGUUUACACAGCCUUGCACAUUUGGGGAUUUGUAAGGUAAUAAGCAUGUUUUUAUCACCGACUGAAGAAUCCGACUAAAUCUGUCCAAAGGCUUGUUUUGCCGCGCAGGAAUCUGGGACUAUAUUAAACCUCGAUGGGAAUAAAUAAAUCUUUGCACCCUGGAAAGGAGGGAAAGUAAACAAAAGCAGUCUGCUGGUAUAUAUAUAGAUAUCUCUGUCGCCUCAGUCUUCUUCCAUCGCUGCUCUAGCUCAACAAUACAAGAAAAAGUACAAUGUAAAUCUUGAUAUUAGAAAGUUGAACCUAAAAUAUCAGAUGCAUCACUGAUGAAACCAGUAGAGGGCUGAGAGAGAGAGAGAGAAUGAUGCUUAUCUCUGGAAUAUUUUAACUUUUUAUAUUAACAAUUACAUUAUCCUUAAAGCUCUGACACCAUCGAACAGGCCUAGUACAUUUUGUCACGGUAUCUGUGUGGAACUUAACACUUUUUUAAAAACUUCUUUGCUGCAAAAGUAGCAUUUUUGGGGAUUUUCAUGCCUGGCAAACUCCAAUAUUUGUUCCCCGCCGGUUGUGUAUUUGGCGGCGGACCGGCUGAGUGAACAUGUGGCUCUGAGGCUCCUCAACGCUCCGCUGUGUCCGCUCGGCUUGGUGCUGAGGAGGGAAUGGACUUUGGUUUUAGAGCUUUUAGUUGGGAAGCCGUGGGCAUCUGGCAGAGAGGGUCUAAUGAAAGACACUAUUGAGUUGCAUUGUGGGUAUUGGAGGUUCCAGUGUUUAUGGAGCUUGACCCAUAGAAGACACACAGCGGUGACGCCUCAGCCUCGACUCCUUUGAUUUGGACCGUUCUUUAAAAAAUAAAUCCUUUAUCUCCCUCUCA
Molecule: messenger RNA, 2641 nt
Organism: Pseudoliparis swirei
Lineage: Eukaryota; Metazoa; Chordata; Actinopteri; Perciformes; Liparidae
Gene: manea
Product: mannosidase, endo-alpha
Exons: 5
Coding region: 227-1552 (441 amino acids)
Cellular component (GO): Golgi apparatus
Molecular function (GO): alpha-mannosidase activity
Source: RefSeq, a predicted model, not a curated record